Bombus impatiens (common eastern bumble bee) is the source of this 2451-nucleotide messenger RNA. RefSeq names its product sphingomyelin synthase-related 1 (gene SMSr). NCBI's taxonomy places the organism in Eukaryota, Metazoa, Arthropoda, Insecta, Hymenoptera, Apidae. Gene Ontology annotation, biological process: ceramide biosynthetic process. The transcript has 6 exons. Bases 432 to 1760 code for a protein of 442 amino acids. Gene Ontology annotation, cellular component: Golgi membrane; endoplasmic reticulum membrane. Gene Ontology annotation, molecular function: protein binding; sphingomyelin synthase activity; ceramide cholinephosphotransferase activity. The record is from RefSeq and is a predicted model, not a curated record.
AGUUAUUUUGAUGUGUUUUCAUUUUGUUUAGAUUUGUUUCAUGAAUAUGUUUGUUUCUUAUCAUUCAAGUAAAUUUAUUAAUGUGAUCAGCGUAAUUCUGAAUUGAAAUUGCAUAAAGUAACUAUGAAGUUUGUCGAGAUAUGUACAUAAGAGAUAUGUACACCAUACUCUAAAUCGAAGAAGUAAGAGCUGUUAAAAGUGAUGAACCUAUUCAACUGUACUGGUAGCAUUCUGAUCAAUGGUUCUGUCUGGAUUGGUUUAUUUACAAAUACUGCCAAUGUAUGGAUUUGUUUGACAAUAAGACUAUGAUAUUCAUGAUAUAUAUUCAUUAUGUACAAUAAACGCACGAAAAAAUUGUGAUACAUAGCUUUGAUAAUCCAUAAAUUAAGUUUCUAAGGUACGAUUAGUACAAUUUUGUAUUAAGAUAAACAAUGUCUGAGAAAAAUAUAGUUGAGUGGACGCAAAAGGAUGUGACAAGAUGGCUUAGAGAAACUGGACAUGAAAAAUUUAUUGACUCAUUUUUUGAUCAGGAAAUUGAUGGAAAAGUGCUCUUGACCCUGAAAGAAGACGAUCUAAAGUUAAUAUCCAGGAAUUUACAGAAAAUUGGUGAUAUAAAAAGAUUAUAUAUUAGCAUAAAACAAUUACAAAGGGAUAAUGUGGCAGUAUUAUUUGAAUUAGGAUAUAUUGAUAUAUUUCCAUCAUCAAAUUUUUAUAAUCAUCAUAAACAUGAAAUGCCUAGUAGUGGUAUAAAUAAUGAAGGUUCUAUUGAACAUGAAUUUUAUUCAGCAUCUGUAUCAGAAGAUGGUCAUGCGUCACAUUUGUCACCUGAAAUUUGGAAAACUUUCAUUAGUUUGGCAUAUUUAUUUAUUGUUACAUGGAUUACUGCCUUUGUGAUGGUCAUUGUUCAUGAUAGAGUGCCUGAUAUGAAAAAAUAUCCUCCGUUACCUGAUAUAUUUUUAGAUAACGUUCCACAUAUUCCUUGGGCAUUUGAUAUGUGUGAAGUUACUGGAACUAUACUUUUUGCAAUAUGGCUGAUUGUAUUAAUUUUUCACAAAUACAGAUUUAUUUUAUUGCGGAGAUUUUUUGCUUUAUCUGGCACAGUCUUCCUGUUAAGAUGUGUUACAAUGCUUAUUACUUCCUUAUCAGUGCCAGGCACACAUUUGCAAUGUCAACCAAGAAAAGUUUCCGAAGAUUGGACAAGUUCUGCAUAUGUAGAGUUAUAUAAUAAAAUUGCUAUGGCUUAUGUUAUAUGGCGUGGUGCUGGUAUGUCGAUUCAAGGUGUUAGAACAUGCGGUGAUUAUAUGUUUAGUGGACAUACUGUUGCGUUAACUAUGUUAAAUUUUUUCAUUACAGAAUAUACACCGCGACAAUUGUAUUUUUUACAUACCUUCACAUGGAUGCUCAAUAUGUUUGGUAUAUUUUUUAUCUUGGCAGCACACGAACAUUAUUCCAUUGAUGUUUUCGUAGCUUUCUACAUUACAUCACGUCUGUUUCUUUAUUAUCAUACUUUAGCCAAUAAUCAAGCAUUGAUGCAACGUGAUUCAAAUAGAACCAGAAUAUGGUUUCCAUUAUUUAGUUUUUUCGAAUCUUCUGUCGAUGGUAUCGUUCCAAAUGAGUAUGAAUCUCCGUCUCUAAUCGUUUGUAAUCUAGCAUGUACUGGGAAAAAUAUAUGGCAUUUGGUACGAUCCUCAAUUUGCUUCCGUAAAUCAUGGCGUGAUGUAAACGGCAGUGUAAAGAAUAGCACAAAGAAGGAACACUAGCCAGUAUAUAAGUUACUUCAGUUUUAUAUUCCUUUGAUAAUAGACUUUUGAGAAUAUUAAUUUUACUUGAUAACUCUCUUUAUACCAUUUAAAUAACAAAAUUAUAUAACAAAAAAUAUUAAUUGCAAACAUUUAUUUUUGGAAGUGAAAUUAUUUAGUUAGCAAAAUCUCCAUUAUCAAAAUGAAUUUGUACGAUUUGUUUAAAUAUUUCUAAUUUUUACGAAAUGACUAUCCAUAAUAGUAUAUUUAAAUGAUUGCCUUCCAAAAGAAAUUUUAUUAUUAUAAUAUUAUCAUAUUUAACUUGUACAAUCCCUAUUAAAAUCAAUUUUGACUAUCUCUUCUGAAACUUAGAUUUAGAUGCAUUACUUUUUUCCCUUAUUGUUAAUCAUGGAGAAAUUUGUUUUCUUUUUCGUGAAUAAAUAUAUUAUAAAAAUUUGAUUAUGCAAGUAAAUUUUGUAAGUAACAAGGAAUUAAAAUUAACUGAAUGUAUGACUAUAUGUUGGAGCUAAUGAUCAUAUGCAGUAUAAUUUGUUGUUAAUUGAAGCUACCGAAUGAAAGUUAUAUUAAUGAAACCAUAAAUAAAUUGCAAGUAACAGUAAGUAACAGUGCAUAAAAAACUGAUUUCAUACGAAAAUUUAUGUAUUCGUUUAUUUCAUAAUUUUUGAUACAAGAUUUCGGGAAAUAAGAAAAA